Anastrepha obliqua is the source of this 1247-nucleotide messenger RNA. RefSeq lists its product as uncharacterized. Lineage: Eukaryota; Metazoa; Arthropoda; Insecta; Diptera; Tephritidae. The record is from RefSeq and is a predicted model, not a curated record. The transcript is spliced from 3 exons. Gene Ontology annotation, molecular function: GTPase activity; GTP binding. The coding region runs from base 137 to 772 and encodes 211 amino acids.
AUCGAUUUCUUAAACAGGUGGUAGCAUUGUAAGGAAAAAAUUAAUUUAGCCGAGGUGCAAUGAGAAAUUAAAUAACUCACAAAAAUAUUAAUUUUAUGAUUAAUUAGUGAAGCUUUUAAAAGGUGAAUUUUAUAUCAUGGCUUCGGUACGUAUUCCAAAGCAAAAAGUAAUACUGUGCGGAGAUUAUGGUGUUGGGAAGAGUUCAUUGUUUCGUCGGUUCACCAAUGACACAUUUGUAACAGAUACAGAUCGGAAAUCUACACUAGGCUUGGAUCAUAUAGACCGUGACUAUACUGUCGGUGAUAAACAAAUCAAGCUACAACUCUGGGAUACUGGUGGUAUGGAACGUGUUGCAUCUGUUACCUCAUCUUACUACAAAUUCGCCGAAGGUGCCAUAUUAGUAUUUGCAAUGGAUAAUGCCGCUUCUUUUCAUUCCUUGUCACAACAUCUUCUCGACAUUGUUACUUAUGCUGAAAAUGCGAAAAUUUUUAUUUGUGGUAAUAAGAGCGAUUUGGCAGGGCGUGAGCCACAGGUGAGCGAUGCUGAAGUCGAAGCAUUUUGUGAACAGUGCCACAGUUUAAUUAGUGCCACCUAUAAAACUUCUUGCAAAACAUCGGAGGGCGUUGAAGAAAUGUUUCGCGAUAUAUCCCGUAUUCUCGUUGAUGCCAAUCGCUCUAAAAUGGAACUACAAGCUUUGGAACAACAUAGUUUCAAAAUCGACUCAGCUGCUGAAGCCGAUACGAAUGAAGAAAGCUCACAAUGUAUUUGCUAGCAAAUGGGGAAUGUGGAGUUCGGCUAAGUAAAAAGGGAAACGAACUUCAUCACGAGGGAAAGGAGGUGUUAGAAAGCUUUAUAAGCGUAUCUAUGUAUAUUUAUUUAUUUAUUGUUUUGAUUGUUUUGAUAAUAAGAACCUUUUUUCGUUAGUACGAAGCCGAAUACUAGUCGUUUUAGGCUGUAUAAUUAAUGUUAGCGGUCGCAAACGUCUCUAAAAUGAGUGAUUAAGAGAAAUAAUAAUUACUGUGUCACAACAAUUAAAAACAUUUUAACUUUAUUUAGUUUAUAUUGGUACUUUUUGUUAUAAUCCGUCCAAAAGUUUAAGUUCCAUGGCUUUUUAAAAGGGCUUUUAACACGCAAGAAUUUCGACGAAGAAGAACACCAAAUCUUAUCAUGACUAUUUAUAUGUUGCCAUAACUGGCUUAAAGGUGUAUGUAUACUGUUUUUAUAAAUAUAUACGAAAGUAAAGUAUA